AUGCGUGACCUCUUGGGCAGCACCGCAGUCGACAACUCCCUCCUCCGUAUCAUCUGGCUUCAGCGUCUACCCUCACUUGCGCAGGCCAUCCUCCAAGUGCAGCCGAAUCUGCCGCUGGACCAGCUCUCUCACAUCGCUGAUCAAGUCGUCGAAAUUUUCUUGCCAGCAUCGCCUCUCACCGUCAACGCCGUUGACACCCGACAAUGCAGCAGCGAGCUCGCGCACCGUGUCAACGAAAUCACCCGUCAGCUGGACUCCCUUCAAAGGCACAUGGAUCAAAGCCCAAAGCUGCGUCCACAAAAACGCUCCCAAAACCAAGACAACAACGCCGCUUCAUCGCACGGAAAUGCUAACGGCCCCUGCUACUACCAUCGCCGCUUCGGGGACAAAGCCCGGAAAUGUCAACCACCUUGCUCAGCUGGACGUCAGGGAAAUUUCAACGGCAGCCCGUAG
Molecule: messenger RNA, 453 nt
Organism: Rhipicephalus microplus (southern cattle tick)
Lineage: Eukaryota; Metazoa; Arthropoda; Arachnida; Ixodida; Ixodidae
Source: RefSeq, a predicted model, not a curated record